AUGCAGUCAAUGUGCUCCAUGGCGUUAUUGUGUUGGAUGGCAGUUACUAACCCAGGUCGAGGAGGCCCACUGCAGUUCGAGAGUGCUUUUGUUCUAGAAAUUAUGCGGCGAAUGAUUGUGAAGUGUCUAGAGCACGGUGAGCGAACUGCAAACCCAGGAAUCGUAUGUUACGCUAGUCGUCUGGAUCUGAUUGGGUUUCUCUUGAACAUCUUCGAUAAUUCUAAUGCUAUCGGUAAAGUAAAGGAGCCACACGUCGUGCGCGCCGAAGCAAUCAAGAUUUUAAACUUACUCGAAAAGGUGCAAAGUGUAUUGCUGGACAUGCUUAUUGAAUAA
This is a messenger RNA of Peronospora belbahrii, 333 nucleotides long. The record is from the annotation of a GenBank genome assembly. Lineage: Eukaryota; Oomycota; Peronosporomycetes; Peronosporales; Peronosporaceae.